AUGGCUGAGAAGACCAACCAAGCUUAUCCUUUGGCCCCUGCCAAUGGUUACACAAGAAGUGAUGGAGAAUCUUUGGUAUCCGAAGAUGAGCUUAAACGCCAAAAGAGGAGGAAAUUGUUUAUGUACAUUGGUAUCUUCAUUGUUGUUCAAAUCAUAGUGAUGACCGUAUUUGGUCUUACUGUGAUGAAAGUGAAGACGCCUAAGGUCAGAUUGGGUGGAAUCAAUGUCCAAAGCCUCAACUCUGUCCCUGCAACACCUUCAUUUGACACAAGCUUCACCACCCAGAUUAGGGUGAAGAACACAAACUGGGGUCCUUACAAGUUUGAUGCUAGCACCGCAACAUUUAUGUACCAAGGUGUGGCAGUGGGGCAGGUAUCUAUUCCCAAGAGCAAGGCUAGAAUGCGCUCCACAAAGAAGAUCAGUGUUUCAGUGAUCUUGAACACUAAUGCUCUGCCAAGCAGUUCUACUAUUGGCACUGAAUUAAACAGCGGGAUCUUGACGCUGACCAGCCAAGCCAAACUGACUGGAAAGGUUGAAUUGAUGCUUAUAAUGAAAAAGAAGAAGUCUGCCACAAUGGACUGCACCAUAGCUUUUGAUUUGUCCACAAAGACUGUCAAAAGUUUACAAUGCAAGUGA
Fragaria vesca subsp. vesca is the source of this 636-nucleotide messenger RNA. RefSeq lists its product as uncharacterized. Lineage: Eukaryota; Viridiplantae; Streptophyta; Magnoliopsida; Rosales; Rosaceae. The transcript has a single exon. The record is from RefSeq and is a predicted model, not a curated record. Bases 1 to 636 code for a protein of 211 amino acids.